This is a messenger RNA of Daktulosphaira vitifoliae (grape phylloxera), 2969 nucleotides long. RefSeq lists its product as uncharacterized. The record is from RefSeq and is a predicted model, not a curated record. Bases 350 to 2359 code for a protein of 669 amino acids. Gene Ontology annotation, cellular component: cytoplasm; nucleus. Gene Ontology annotation, biological process: inositol phosphate biosynthetic process. Lineage: Eukaryota; Metazoa; Arthropoda; Insecta; Hemiptera; Phylloxeridae. The transcript has 9 exons. Gene Ontology annotation, molecular function: inositol tetrakisphosphate kinase activity; inositol-1,4,5-trisphosphate 3-kinase activity.
GCCGUCCAUUCAGUACGGCGUAUACACCGGUUGUGCGCGCUCACGUGGUGUGUCCGACUGACGGUCCGCGAUAGACCCGACAGACUGAAAACCGUUCGUGUAUUAAUAAUUUCUUCUCGGUAUUUUUUUGGGGUUUUUCUGGGAUCGUGUGAGUGUUAAGAGUGUCCGGAGUUUUGUUUAAUCGCGGUCGUCCGGAGAAAGUGCGAAUAUCAGUACAGUGUUUUUCACCGCCGUAAUUGCACUGAUGCGUGCCAGUAGUGGCUGUCCAGCGGCAGUGGCGGCGUUUGCUCGUUACCGAUGUCUCUGUGCCACAGCCUUUCACGACCGAGUCCAAAGCUUCGCAUGAAACAUGGCACAGAUGUCGACGGAUGAAUAUCGCCGACGUAGGCGCACCGGCGCUGACGAGCAAAUGCCGUUCCCGUCCGUUUGUCGUUUAGUCGAAAAGUACACGAUGCUUAUCGAACGGCACCGUCAGAAACAAAACGGACUGUUGGUGACCGGAUCGAAUCGGCAGCCGUUGUCGCCAAUGUGCAAGCCGAGACGUGCCGCCCAGACGAUUGACGGAUGUUCGUCCGAUUAUUCUUCAAUGCCUAAAUCGACGGCGCCAUCCAGUCCAGCGUUUAGCGACGAUUGCACCAUGUGGAACCAGCUGAUGGACGAUGAACCGUUGGACGACGCGGAACACUAUCAGCAGCGGAAACAGCAGGGACAACAGGAUCAAGAGGUGUUGCGAGCAAAAGAACAGCAACUCUGCAACGGCAACGACGACGGCCGACGGCGGCUGAGUUGCGAAUCGCUGAACGGACCCGGUAGUGAUGAAGAGAAAAACAAAAUGGCAUACAUGGAAGAAAAAGCUAAAGCACGAGCAAUGAACAAAGCAGUGGUGAAAAGCUUAUUGGAAGUGAGCAAAACCAAAACGAAACGGAAACGGCGCAAAUCAUGGACUGGUCCGCUAGGAUGUCAGGGUGGUGCUAGCAAUGGUCCAUGUAGAAAAGGUCACAGCCUUGAUCAAGGCUACGAGUUGCAUCAUCAAGAGUUUAAGCAUGCAGCUCUCUUUAGAUCUUACAGCAGCAACGCGGGUGAAACGGAUGUUCCUGGUGCGAGACAGUUCAGGACUCCCUCUGUGGUGGUUAGCGAUCACUCGGAAGAUCCGGUCUCGUUUUCAUCGAUGUUCACUUUAGACGACCUGGACGAGUACGAACCUAAGUCAGACUGUGGAUUCAAUGACUCUUCGUCGGACUGUAGUGCAGCUAGCACUUGGAGUGCUGCUGGAAGUGUCAUAAGUGUUUUGGAUGCAGAUUACUCACUUCAUACGCCUGAGCGCAAGAUAUCCGGAUGUAGUACGUGUAGUGUGGACGAAGACGCGGCAUAUAGACUUUCCAAACUAAGGCCAAAGACUUCCGGAUGGCGAAAAUUAAGAAAUAUUGUCCAAUGGACGCCUUUUAUUCAAACUUACAAAAAACAAAGAUAUCCAUGGGUUCAGCUUGCUGGUCAUCAAGGUAACUUUAAAGCUGGCCCAGAACCAGGAACCAUCCUCAAAAAGCUGUGCCCAAAAGAACAGUUGUGCUUUCAAGUUUUAAUGAAAGAUAUGCUCAGACCAUUUGUUCCCGAGUACAAGGGUCAUCUUACCACUGAAGAUGGAGAUCUAUACCUACAGCUAGAAGACUUAUUGGGAGACUUUACUACACCAUGUGUAAUGGACUGUAAAAUAGGUGUCAGAACUUAUCUUGAAGAAGAGCUGGCUAAAGCUAAAGAAAAGCCUAAAUUAAGAAAAGAUAUGUAUGAAAAAAUGAUUCAGAUUGAUCCGAAUGCUCCUUCUGAAGAGGAACAUCGAUUGAAAGGUGUUACAAAGCCUAGGUAUAUGGUAUGGAGAGAAACAAUUUCAUCAACGGCUACUUUGGGUUUUCGGAUCGAAGGUAUAAGAAAAAGCGACGGUAAGUCAAGUAAAGAUUUUAAAACUACCAAAUCUAAGGAACAAGUAAUUGAAGCAUUUCGAGAUUUUAUAAAUGGAUUUCCACACGUCAUUCCUAAAUACAUUAAUCGACUGAUUGCCAUUCGAGAUGCCCUGGAAGAAUCAAAAUUCUUUAUGACACAUGAGGUGAUUGGAAGUUCGUUGUUAUUUGUGCAUGAUAACAAAAAUGCCAAUGUAUGGUUGAUUGAUUUCGCAAAAACUUUAAUACUUCCAUCUGAAAUAAAAAUCAGUCAUAUGUCAGAAUGGGUUGUUGGUAACCAUGAAGAUGGAUAUUUGAUUGGUGUCAACAAUUUGAUAGAAAUAUUCGAAGAGUUAAACAGGGUGGUAAAUCAAGGUGGUUUUCCUGAGACACUUAUUGAAGUCACAGCACCAUCUGAAAUUACCUGAAUUAGUUUUUAAUAUAUAAAUCAUUGUGAUAUAUGGAGAAAAACUUGUUAAUAAUUUAUUCAUUUAAUUGAAAAGAAUUUUAUUUGAUACAAUUUUUUAUAAAAUUAUUUUCAUACUAGAAAAUUUCAUCAGUAUUAAAAUAAUAAUAAAGAAAAAUUAUCUUAUAAUAUUAAUUAUAUAUUUUUGAUGAAUUAUUUCAAGAAAACAGUAUAAUACAACAACUUGUGAAGAUAUAUUCAAACAUUCAUAUGAUUAUCAUUGUCUAGAUAAAAUGUUCUAUUAUUUUUUGAACACAAGUUUUAUUGUUAUUUAACAAUAAACUCAUGUAUAAAAAAUUUAAUAUUCCAUCUGUUCAAUUCUUGCUAAAUUAUUUAUGUUAUGUUUCUUUAUUAAAGAUUAAACAUUUUGUCUCAUUAUACAUCUUAUUUUAAUGCAUAAAGUCGUAAAAGCGUUUGAAAGAGUGUCAAAUUUUAGUUUUAUUAAUUUUACUAUAAUUAUUAUAUAUUUUUGUACAGAAUAAUUUAAAUAAGACUUGUGAGAUAAAAUAUUGUUAUAUCAUUUUAUUUUUUAUUUUACUGCGCACAUGUAUAAUAAAUUUGUUAUUAAUAAU